AUGGCCGACGUACGCGAACAUUGGAUUGCCUCAAUCCCGGGAGACGGAAUAGGAAUCGAAGUCAUCGAGCAAGCGCACAGAGUCCUUAAACAGCUCGAGAAGCUUUCGAAGACAUUCAAAUUGCACAUCGAUACGUUCAAUUGGAGCUCGAAUGAUUACCUGAAGACAGGGGAGUAUAUCCCCGCAGACGGACUCAAAACUUUGAAGAAGUACGAUGCGAUCUUGUUCGGCGCUGUGGGAUCUCCUGAUGUUCCCGACCAUAUCUCUUUAUGGGGGUUGAUCCUCCCAAUUCGCAAAAUGUUCAACCAAUACGUCAACCUUCGGCCGAUCCGUGUUCUCCCCGGACUAAGCUCCCCACUCAAGCACAUCGAUGCGCAAGACCUCGACUGGGUCAUCGUCCGCGAGAACAGCGAAGGCGAAUACGCAGGCCAGGGCGGCACCACCCAUGACGACACUCCGUACACCAUUGCCAACGAGGUUGCGGUUUUCACAAGGCAAGGCAUAGAGCGCACUAUACGUUUUGCAUUCGACACAGCGUCGAGUCGGCCACGGAAACAUCUUACACUGGUGACGAAGAGUAAUGCGCAAAGACAUGGGCUGGUGUUGUGGGAUAAGAUCUUCUAUGAGGUGGCAGCUGAGUACCCUGACGUUAAGACCGACAAGAUGUUGGUUGACGCCAUGACGGUACGAAUGGUUCUGAAGCCGAGCACACUGGACACUAUCGUGGCAACAAACCUCCACGGCGAUAUCCUUUCCGACCUAGCUGCGGCGCUCUCGGGCAGCAUCGGAGUCGCCCCAUCGAGCAAUUUGAAUCCGACGAGGGAGUUCCCGAGCAUGUUUGAACCGAUCCAUGGGAGUGCUCCGGACAUUGCGGGACUUGGUGUCGCGAAUCCGGUUGGGACAUUCUGGAGUGUUGCGGAGAUGUUGAAGUGGCUUGGUGAACAAGAGGCUGGGGAGAAGUUGAUGAAGGGCAUUGAAAAGGUGACGGAAAGUGGGUUCAAAACCAAGGAUAUAGGAGGAAAUGCAGACAUGGUUACAGUGACGGAAGCAUUGCUUCGAGAACUAGAGAAUAGUUAUUAAUGGGUGCGACAUUUUUCUCUCGGGAUUAAUUAGUUUUGAAAUCUGC
Aaosphaeria arxii CBS 175.79 is the source of this 1126-nucleotide messenger RNA. RefSeq names its product tartrate dehydrogenase/decarboxylase. The transcript has 3 exons. The record is from RefSeq and is a predicted model, not a curated record. The coding region runs from base 1 to 1080 and encodes 359 amino acids. Gene Ontology annotation, molecular function: NAD binding; magnesium ion binding; oxidoreductase activity, acting on the CH-OH group of donors, NAD or NADP as acceptor. Lineage: Eukaryota; Fungi; Ascomycota; Dothideomycetes; Pleosporales.